Messenger RNA from Salvia hispanica, 1059 nucleotides. RefSeq names its product dormancy-associated protein homolog 4-like. The record is from RefSeq and is a predicted model, not a curated record. NCBI's taxonomy places the organism in Eukaryota, Viridiplantae, Streptophyta, Magnoliopsida, Lamiales, Lamiaceae.
AUAGGUCCGUUUAAUUUAUUUAUUUUAUUCCAUCUUCUUUGUAACAGUCGUGUGUUUGGUGGUGUUCCGUCCCAAGAAAAUUAUUUCCAUCUCAUCACCUACAUAUUUUCGGUUGUUACAAAAGAAAAUUCACACACAAUUAAAUCGGCAUUUUAGAAAAUUCUAUUUUUUCAUUUUUUUUCUCGUAAUUAUGGGGUUUCUCCAUAAACUUUGGGACGAAACACUGGCCGGACCGCCUCCGGACGCCGGCCUCGGCAAGCUGCGCAAAUAUAACUCUUUCUCCGCCUCGAGAUCCACCACCGCCCUGCCCCAAUUCGACGCCAACCAGGCCCGGAUCACCCGGAGCAUCACCGUCGUGCGACGUGAUGCUCUACGUAACCUAAACCUAAAUGUCGACGUCGGAUCACCGUCGACACCUUCCUCCGCCACCAGCUCCACCCCUAGCUCUCCGUUCUCACCAAAUUCUCCAGGAGGGAAUUUUAAGAAAUGGUUGAGGAAGAAACCGACAACGGGUGGAGGAGGGUUGCACAAUUCCGACCAUGAGAGAUUCUGAUCGUAAAUUCUUUGGAUCGCUGAGUUUAUUUCAAAGAGGAAGUGAUGAAUUUGUUCAAAAAAAUUAUAUAUAUGUAUGUAUGUAAAUAAGUUAACCUUUUUGGGUAAGUUUUGCAUGUAAAAAUUAAACCAGAUGAUGGAGAAAAUGUAAAGGAAAGAAAAAAAUCAUCUGUUUAGGAUCUCUAAGUAAUGCUUCUGAGAAGAGUAGAGAGAGGGAAAGUCAAGUAACUAUUUUAUUCCUCAUUUAUGGGGAUUUUUUUUUUCUUUUGGAUUUAUUUUGUCAUUUUAAUUGACAAUUAGGGAGUUUCUUUUAUAUACUAUUGUUUGGGGGGGAUUUGAUUCAUGUACAUAAGGUUUUUUUUUUUUUGGGUUGUAAAUAUGUGAUUUUUUGUAUUUGGACCUCUCUCAUGAAGCAGUAUACCUGUUUGUCUCUUUAAUAAUUGGCCAUAGAAAUUUUACAAUGUUAUUAUUGUUAGCUAUGUAUGUUGGAUUUACUAGUUCAAUUUA